This is a messenger RNA of Branchiostoma belcheri (Belcher's lancelet), 744 nucleotides long. RefSeq lists its product as uncharacterized. Lineage: Eukaryota; Metazoa; Chordata; Leptocardii; Amphioxiformes; Branchiostomatidae. Gene Ontology annotation, biological process: TRAIL-activated apoptotic signaling pathway; positive regulation of extrinsic apoptotic signaling pathway. The record is from RefSeq and is a predicted model, not a curated record. Gene Ontology annotation, cellular component: CD95 death-inducing signaling complex; cytoplasm. Bases 1 to 744 code for a protein of 247 amino acids. Gene Ontology annotation, molecular function: death receptor binding; caspase binding. The transcript is spliced from 2 exons.
AUGCUUGAUCUAGUUAACAUGAAAGGCUGUAUCAAGAAAGUCGUAAGCAGCGUGAGCUACAAGUGGGACGACUUGGCCCGUGAACUGGGGUUGGAACGUGGCGAGAUCGAAACAAUUCGACGUGACUCGCAAUAUCCUGGCCCUGACGACAAAUGCAGGGAAAUUCUUGAAAGGUGGCUAGAAAAGACGACGAGCACAGAUCCUUUACGAGACCUGAAGACGGCCCUGAUCGACAUUCGUGAGCGGCGGACAGCCCAGUCUUUAGAUAUAGGAGCGACUGCUACACCGACAGGUGCGAAGGUCUUCGUGUCCCAUGCCAGCGAAGACAAGGAGGAGUUCGUAGAGCCGCUUGUCCAGGAGCUCCUUCAACCCAACCGUCUGCAGAAGUCCGACGUCUUCUACGACAAACACAGCCUGAAACCCGGCGACGAUCUGUGGACGGAGAUCGAGGCAGCUCUCAGGAACCCGGCCUUGAAGUUGUUCGUGUUUGUUAUCAGUAGGCACGUGCUCAGUCAGAAGACGUGGCCCAAGUAUGAAUAUGAGUUGGCUCACGCCAGGGGAGUCCGGAUUUUCCCAAUCUGGCUUGUACGCGAAGAAGAUGAGGACUUUUCACAGAAAGUGUCUGAGUAUGACACGAUGAGGGGGCUUGAAAGGCUUCUCGCUGAGCGCGUCCAUGUGAAUGAGGUUGAGGAAAAGCUGCCAAGUAUCGCUGGUAAAAUCAUAGCACAGCCACAGCUACAGUGA